This is a messenger RNA of Xenia sp. Carnegie-2017, 2136 nucleotides long. RefSeq names its product gamma-2-syntrophin-like. Lineage: Eukaryota; Metazoa; Cnidaria; Anthozoa; Malacalcyonacea; Xeniidae. The transcript is spliced from 19 exons. Gene Ontology annotation, cellular component: dystrophin-associated glycoprotein complex; intracellular anatomical structure. The coding region runs from base 215 to 1675 and encodes 486 amino acids. Gene Ontology annotation, molecular function: structural molecule activity; protein binding. The record is from RefSeq and is a predicted model, not a curated record.
UUCAGCCAAUCAGAAUAAAGAAGUUAUUUAAAUGUAAAUAUGACAACUCUAUAACAAAUUACUACUUGCUAUAUGUCCCGGUGCGAUUUUGGAUUAGAACAGCCUUUUAUUUGUGUUCACUACUUUUAAGCCUGUAGAAAUGGAUAGAAUUUGCGCCAAAUACCACUGAUUGACUGAUUUAUGAUUAAAUUAGCAAUUUAAUCAAGUCAUAAAAAUGGCAGAGAGUCGUCUUGGGUACAUGCUACUGCUUGAAAAUGAUCAUUCAAAUGAUUAUGAAUCAGUUCGCGUUGAGUUGCAUCACUCAGAGCUUAUUGUGCGACGCGAUGCUAGCCGUCGUGGUGGAAAUAGAACUGUGAAAAACGGUACUUCACAUAGCCUCAUUGGUAAAGAUGCAUUGGAAAAGGAAAGAACUGUUGUCUUAAAACGUGAAAGCAGUGGUCUUGGGAUAAGCGUAAAAGGUGGUUCAGAGAAUAAAAUUCCAGUACUGAUAUCGAAAAUAUAUAAGGGUCAAGCAGCGGACAAAACUGGAAAACUGAAGAUUGGUGACAUCAUUCUAAAGGUUGAUGGAAAAGACAUGCGUAACGGUACACACGAUGAUGUUGUUGAAGCUCUAAAGAAUGGUAGAGACUAUGUUACUUUAGUGGUACGACAUUUGAAAGCAGUAACACCAUAUUUACGACAAGCAACAUCAGUAGGGAGCGAUGAGCCACAAGAACCUAGUGAGAUGGAAUCAUCUGAUAAGUCUCCAGAAACAUCUUCAGCUCGAUCAUCGUCUUCAAUAAACGAAACUCAAGUCGAAGAAAUUAAUGUUCCACUAGAUAUGGCCUCAUUGUCGCAGUAUAAGACUGGUGAAGAUACCUUAAGAGAUGGUUUCGAAGUGAUUUCAAAGGAUGAAAAAGUUUCUGUGACUCUGUAUAGUAAUCAACCUGAAGAUCUUUCUGUUUGGUACAAAGCUGUAAAGAACAACAUAAUCAUAUCUCUGAGACAAACGAUAAGGUCGCUGAACUCCAAUCUUCCUGAUGAAGAGAAGAUAGUGUUUAUGAAUUGGGUUUGGGAACGGUGUCAAAAAAGGGGACAAAGGCAAACAUGGUCAAGAAAACUACUCGUUCUUAAAGGAAAUGACAUUUUGUUGUUUGAUCGUUUUCCAAAUUCGAUGCGUGAUUGGUUGGCACCUUAUUUCUCAUAUUAUCUCAUCGAAAUUGAGCACAAUGUUUGUAAACCAGAUGACUUGUUGGACAAACGACGAAAUUGCUUUAGAAUUGAGACUGUACAGAAAAGAAAACAUUAUUUAAGUGUUGACAUGCGUGCAGAUCUUUUGGACUGGACAACCAAGAUAACUAAAUCUGUACAGUUGGCUGUUUUAUCUGUAAAGGAAAAAAUCUACCAUGGUUCGUGGAGUGGGACACAAGUUUGGUUACACUUAGAUAUAGAAGAUGGAUUAAAAUUAUACACGGGAAACGACAAGACAUUAAUAUGGAGCUACAAAUUCUCACAACUUCGAAGCUCCUCUGAUGAUGGUAAUGAUAAACUAACGUUGAAAUUACAGCAACAGGAUGGAGACUUGCAAGAAAUUGUGAUCAAGUUUACUAAUAUACGCGAAGUAAUGUUGGCUCUGUUGGCUUUUUACUCGGCAAAAUUAGUCGAUAUGGAUCCCACGUUUAUAAAGAAUUUAUAGAAUUUUAAAAUAGAAUUUUUAACUAGACGUCACGAAGGGCUACGUAAGAUUUUCUACUUAGAGUUCUACGUAAAAAUUUAUGUAAGAUUUCUACCCAAAGUUUCUGCUAAGAUUCUUCCUAAGAAUUUUCAAUCUUAAAGUCGAGCGUAGUAUUUCCACGACAGAACCUAGAAUAUUGAAACAGAUGAUUAUAAAGUGAAGUAUAAAUUGGAGUUUGAACGUUUUAGGCUGAACAAAUUGAGCUGGCCUUUUUCUUAGCACUUAAUGCAAUCCAGAUUUUUAAUAUAUUAUUAUCAUUAGUAUAAAAAACGAUUAAUUAAUAUCUGUUGAUAAUUCAUUGUCAUUUCUGAUAGUUACUCCUUAACUUAAAGAAGUAGUUGUUGGACAGAAUGUCUCUCAUUUACGAUAUUAUUGUAAAUUUGUCAUAAUUUGCGCAAAAAUCAAUAUCCUUCGAUGAUAAA